Tilletiaria anomala UBC 951 is the source of this 1397-nucleotide messenger RNA. RefSeq lists its product as uncharacterized. Lineage: Eukaryota; Fungi; Basidiomycota; Exobasidiomycetes; Georgefischeriales; Tilletiariaceae. Bases 249 to 1040 code for a protein of 263 amino acids. The transcript is spliced from 3 exons. The record is from RefSeq and is a predicted model, not a curated record.
CGUCAACCUAAUAUCUGAGCCUACUCGCUCAAGUCGAGAUCGGGGAAUGUUAGGAAGUAGCGCAUGUGCUGACCACCAUUGAAGCUUCUGCUUUCAGCUCCCAUGUGGGGAAAAAUCGUGGAUUCGUGGGAUGGACCAUCUAUAACGACUUGCGCGAAACAAGUGGGAUAUACUCCUUCCAUCCUGCUCUUGCUUCACAAGGAACGCUCAUUUCUUUCGAGCCUGCUUACGGCAUUCGGUGGUUCCAGAUGCAACCACUUGAAUAUUCCAGGGCGAGCGAGUCCUGGGCUGGAUCGAUCUUCAAUAUCGUUGAUCAAUCUGGUCAAGAGCUUGUUUCCAUACCAAUCGAGUUCGCUACGCAGGCACGAUGUAACACGAUUGGCUUUGCGCUCUCUCUGGUGGCUUUUUGCUUCCGAGAAGAUGGGUUUCUUCGCGAUGAGUCUGGUCAGCAGCUACCAGUAAAGGAUCCAAUGCCUCAAGGGACAGCGAUCUUCGUUCGACAAGACGGAACCACGCAGCCCUGCACUCCUGCGAAAGGUCCCCGCUUUAAGUACAAACAUCGCCCUCCGGAAGAGAAUUCUGAGUCUGGCACGAUGAGCAAUUCCAGCCGAUCGAGCGGGCUCCAGAAUGACUUCCGAGUCUCCCUUAUUGCGCGUGAUUUCUGCUGUCUCUUAUCUGGGCUGCAUUAUUCAAAUUGUACCGCCAGCCAUAUUCUUCCGCUCAGCAGACCCGAAUACUAUUCCGAGGUCCUCGGCGGCAAUGUGCGAUAUCUAUUCAAACCCGAGCACGGCCUCCUCCUCCGCAGCGAUUUGCAUCACUCCUUCGAUCGAGGCGAAUGGGCUUUCCACCCUGACGGCGAAAACUUGGUGGUGCACGUCUUCAAAAAUGAAACCGCUGCCAGAGAACACCAUGGGUUAAUUCUCACCCCGGAUCGAUUCCGUGGAGAGGCACGCACUCAUCCCCAUCGCGACUUGCUCAAGUUUCACUACCAGCAAUGUGCAAUUCAACGGUUUCGCGGUUAUUCUUCGGGCUUCGAUUGAAGGAAUUGAGAGCGGCGCGUAUUUCCUUUCUUGCGUCCCUUACUUGCAUACAACUCGGUUGCAUAUCGACAAGCGACUUACGCAAGGAAAUGUCCGUCCCAUCGCGCACGCGGUUGCCCAGCACAUUCUCUGUUAAUGUCAUGCGCUCAGCACAUGGCCCAGGUAUCGUUGAAGGUGAGCGCCGACGCUAAGAGCGGCUAGCUAGCAGGGACGAACUUCUUCCCAAAGAAAGCCCAGCCCGAUCGAUGAGCAAGGGUGCGCUCGUUGAGUGAAGCGUCCAUAUAUCGUAUAGAAAGCAAUGGGCAAUGGCAACCGAUGGAGUCUCAGGUCUUUCGUCAGACCCGCACAGCUCCUCUC